AUGGAGCUGACGAGGCCACGUGCGGGGCAACGCUUCUGGGUGUUGUUCGACCGCACGGAGGGCCUGUGGCACGAGCGUUUGUGCCUGCACGAGUACGGGACGGGCGUGAUCGUCGCCACCCCUGACGGGGACGUCUACGCUGAGGAGUUUACGGACUACGAGGACCUGGCCGUCUCUGGGUCCCAGGGCGGCGUGCCCCGCCGGCUGUACCCGAGGCGGCGCUACCACUUCGACCCAGGGGACCUGGAGGAGGACAGCCAGCUGCGCGUGGAUGCCGCUCGUCAGCUGGCCAGGCUGCUUGAGAGCGGCGAGUACCCAGCAGCGCCGAUCCCGCUCCUUGAUGCGGGGGACGGCGCUGCGCUGGCGACAGGCGGAGGAUCUGCUCCGCUGGACGUGGUGGGCGGCACUCCCAUGCCGCGUAGCCCUAUGCCUAAGGAGCUCGACGAUGCACCCCGCGGGACGACCUGGUACCUGCUCACCGACGCGUUCGGCCAGCGGAUGCACGAGCAGGUGACGGUCGGGUUGAACGAUCGGACGUUGCCGGCACAGUACAACCCGCGCGGGGAGAGGACACGUUCGUUCCAGAGCGCGCGGGGUGCCUUCACGGAGGAGACCUUCGAUGACUUUCCUGUCCGCGGCCCGCGGACGAUAGGCUGGCUCAUGGAGGCGUUCCACAAGGGUGGCCAGAGCCCGGUGGCGCGCCACCACUGGUGGCGGCAGAUGCUGGGGGCAACGACGGCUGACCCUGGGAUUGACGACCACCUCUUCCUCUCGGAGCUUUUCGAGCUCGGCGGACAGUGCGACCACCUGAAUCUGCCGAACAGCGCCGCCUUCGAGGCGAUCUCCCGUCGCUGUCAGCUGUGGGAGGAGCGCUACGCCGAGAAGCUGAAGCAGGUGACUGAGGGACCCGGAGCUGCCGCUGGAGCGGCCGCUGAGAGGUACCCCUUCCUCGGGGUCACGUCGGGCAGCACAGCCCUGGUCUCGCCCAGCCUGGCCGAGUACGUGGCAGAGAAGAUGGAGCAGGAGUGCAAGAUCUUGAAGGAGCGCCGCAAGGGUCGCGAGGAGCGCAACCUGGCCGCGCUGGCGUCUUCGGGCUCCGGCAGCGGCGGCGGCGGCGGCGGUGGCUCAGGAGGUGCUGCCGCCUUCGAGGGUCAGGGCAAAAAGAAGGGGCCGCCCAAGAAGCAGAAGGUGACCUCUGUGGGCGCGUCGCUACACGGGUUCGGUGUCACGGCGUGCCAGUUCGAGUCUACCAGCGUUGGCAAGGUUGGCCGUGUCAGUGAACGCUGUCGAUUCCGAGGAGAGCUUCGCAAGUGUGCUAGGCCGCGCGACGUCUUGGAAGACAUUGAGGCGCCCUUCUCUUUCCUCGCCCGUGGGUCUGAUCACGACUUCUUGGAGACUGGAGCCCAGACGGAGUUCCCCGAAGUUCCCGAGUGGUUUGCCAAGGACUCCCCCUGGUGCGUCAUUGCGGCAAGGAGGUGGAGGAGGAAGGAGAAGAUCCUGAACCUGGAGGUGGAGGCGGCCCUGUGGGCUGCUCGGCGUAUCAGUCGUGACAGGUGCGACCCUGCCAGCGAGCACCAUGCUAAGUACUUCUAUGUCAGUAACCCUGGUGGCUCGGAUCGUCUGGCGAGCCGCGGCGGGCCCGCUCCUCUUUCUGGGGCCGUGGAGGCGGUCAUCGGCGAUGGAGUUCCGCACCCUGCGGGCCUCCGACGCCUCGCGGCUGCGGUCCCGUUCGCCUACGGCCUGCCGGGGCUCUGGGAAGCUGCGCACGGCGAUGAGGCUGGACACGGCGCAGCUUCCGACGACGUCGGUUGCGACACUUGCUCGAGUGUCUGCCCGCCUCGCGGCCGCUCCCACCGCCAGCCCGCCCGUGGCUCACCGCCACCUGGGGCCAGGGCCGGCGGGGAGCGCCGCGGCGCGCCCUGCGCGCCGGGUGGGCAACGCUCAGAGACAGCAGGUGCGGCGGGGGAUGCGCCAGUCGCCCUCGACCCUGAUCGGAAGCGCGGGGCGGGCAGCCACUCGGCUGGCGGAGCUCGGCUUCCGAGCGUCGGCACUGGGAGCGGCGUCGGUGACCCCAGCGACACAGGACAAGUACCUGACGCACCUGAGAUGCUGCUGAGACGGCUGAUGCUGAGGAGGGCGCCCACGCUCGACAAGGACGAGUGGGAUGUGCUCCUGACGAGCUACAUCGAGCACCUGUACGACUCGGGGGCGACCGAGAACGCCGGCGGGACGACGCUGGCGGCUGUGCGGUGGGCAGAGCCCGCCAUCCCCCGCCCGCUGCGCCGAGGCCUCCCCCUGGCCUCUGCAGCGCUGGCAGGGUGGCGGCGGGCCGAGCCGGGCCGGGCGAGGCCGCCGAUGCCGCGGGAGCUGGCCAUCGCGAUCGCCCUCGACCUGUGCGACUGCGGCUUGCCGAGCCCGGGGUUCUUCGCCAUGCUGGUCUUCGAGACGUGCAUGCGCCCCAGCGAGGCCCUGGCUCUCCAGCGCUUCCAGCUCGUCCCACCGGCGGGAGACGGGAUGCCGGGGACAAAAGGGCGUUGGGCCGUGCUCAUCCGUGCCCUGGAGCUCGGCAGGCCUGGCAAGACAGACGACUUCGACGGCAGCGUGAGUCUCGAUCUGCCACGACACCAGGUGCUGGUGCCAGGGCUGGAGGAGAUCUUCAGCCGUCGCGGGGAGCGCGACCCAGUGUUUCUCUUCGACUACGUGACGCUGCUCAGGCGCGACGCCAGAAUCGGCCACUGCAAAGUCUUCCUCGACAUCUUCGCGGGCACUGGUCCUGUCGGCAGGUUUCUGAGAGAGCGCGGUCACGGAGUCAUCUUUUUUGAGAAGAAGCUGGGCCCCAUCAGGCGGACGCAGGUCUUUGCUACGGUCAUGGGGUGGCUCCGCGCGGGCAGAGUGCGGGGCUUUUGGGUGGCAGCGCCUUGCGUCACCGCGACGCGAGCUCGCCAGAACGGUGCUGCAGGUAUGCCGCCUCCUCUCCGAUCUAACGAGCAUCUUCGUGGGCUGCUGGGACUUGGCGAGCGCCUCAAAUAA
Prorocentrum cordatum is the source of this 3030-nucleotide messenger RNA. Lineage: Eukaryota; Dinophyceae; Prorocentrales; Prorocentraceae. The record is from the annotation of a GenBank genome assembly.